UAAUGAAAUCUAAAACAAUCAUUUCUCGUAAAUUAGACAUUAACAAUGAUCCACCUAAACAAUAACAGGUAAUUUUAAUAAAGUAAAAAAACAGGCACCAUUUUUUGAUCCAUGUCCAAAAUUUCAUAAAAAAUAUGAUGUUAAAGUUGAUAUGGAUAGAAUUGUAUCUUAUAUGUAUUUAAGAGAAAAUCAUUCAAAUAUCAAAUAAUGUAGAGAUUUCAGUUAAAAAAGAAUAUGCAAAUUUGAUUCAACAUAAAUUAAAGAUGGUCCCCCUUCUGCUAAAUUAAUCUAAAUAUCACCUAAUCAUUCAAUAACUGUGAAUGGUUGGAUUAAUGUUGGUGGAGAAUUAAAACACUAAUUUAAUAAUGGCUGGAAGACAAAUAUUUAAGAUAUCUGCAUAGAUAAAAGCUAUGAAGAUCAAUUAGAUAAUCAUUUUAAAGCCAAAGAAGCUUAAUUAAAACAUGAUUACAAGGCUAAAAUAGAAUAUAUGAAUAAAUAUUUUUAAGAGAUUGACCAAAUGUAUAAAAUAAAUGACAAAAAGGAAUCUGUAAAAAAACUAAGAGUUUUAUAUAAAAAAAGUAGGGAAGAUUUAAAAUCAUAUUUAAAAUAUUAAGGGUAAAGAUUUUAUGAAAUUUUACCAAUGAUGAAAAAAAGAACUAAUACUUUAAUUGAAUAAUUUAAGUGUUUUAAACCAUUAAGCAAUUUAGAACUAAAAGAAAAGUAAAAAUAUCUUGAUGAUUUGUUUAAACACUUAAAUAAAAAAACAGAUAAGGAUCUUAAAACUAAAGAGUAGGAUUCUAUUGAUUAAUAGUAAUCAAAUGAAAUCUAAAUUGAUUACAAUGAUUCUAAUAGAAAUAUUAAUUAGAUUAAAAGAACUUAUAGUUAAAUGGAAGAUAUAACUGCUGAGGCUGCUGCUUUUAAUUAAAAUCAUUAUCUAUUCGAAGUUAAAGAUGUUAAUUCAUUUGGUUAAUAAAUAAGAAUGAAUAAGAUGAAUAAAAUUAUGAAUGAGAUGUUUAAAAGCUAAAAACAUUUUUAAUAAGAUUUAUAAAAUUAUGCAUAUAAACAUUUAAAUACAAAUACAUCUUGUGAUAUUAGUGUAGCCAAUAUCUCAUAAAUGUAAUAAGUAAAAUUAUAAUAACAUUAAGUGCAUUUAAAAUAAUAAAUAAAAAGAAUUGAAACGAAUGCAUACUAGUUUUCAAUAUAUGAGAAAUCAACCUAAAUCUCUAGCAAUUAAAACUUUAGCAUUUUAAACUACAAACACAUCUAAUCAUUUUAAAUUUUGA
Molecule: messenger RNA, 1283 nt
Organism: Paramecium pentaurelia
Lineage: Eukaryota; Ciliophora; Oligohymenophorea; Peniculida; Parameciidae
Source: the annotation of a GenBank genome assembly